AAAACAAAUGUAGCAAAAAUGAAAGUUCAAAAUUCAGUUGUUUCUUAUGCGACGCAUUUCCUUGCUGUGUUCUUCCUCUAUGUAGAUGUUUAAUCUAAGUUCAAAAUUUCCAUGAAAAGAACGCUUACAUCGAUUGGCGAACAAGGUUGUCAUGUCUUCAACCAAAAUCUCAAAAUUACCCAAUUGGGGAAAUCCGGUCGAAUCGAAGAUGCCAUCAAAAUUUUCUCGCGAAUGUCCCAAAAAAAUACCGUAACUUACAAUUCUAUGAUCUCUGCAUACGCCAAAAAUGGCCGAAUUAAAUGUGCACGGGCUCUAUUUGAAAAAAUGCCUCGUAAGAACUUGGUAUCUUGGAACACCAUGAUUGCCGGUUACUUACACAAUGACAAGUUUGAUGAAGCAUACCAAUUGUUCGUCGAAAUGCCCGAGAGAGACCUCUUUUCAUGGACUUUGAUGAUUACUUGCUACACCCGUAAUGGGAAGCUUGAAAAGUCUAGAGAACUAUUGGAUUCACUUCCUUGCAAUUAUAAGAAAAACACAGCUUGUUGGAAUGCUGUUAUUGCAGGUUAUUCCAAGGAAGGGAAAUAUGAUGAGGCCAAGAGGUUGUUUGAUGAAAUGCCGGUUAAGGAUUCAGUUUCUUGGAAUUCAAUGCUAGCGGGAUAUACCCAAAAUAGAGAAAUGCGUUUAGGGUUGCAGUUUUUUCGAGAAAUGGAUCACCGUACUGUAGUUUCCUGGAAUUUGAUGGUGGAUGGACUUAUUAAAGUAGGUGACUUGGAUUCUGCCUGGAAGUUUUUUAAAAAAAUUCCAGAGCCAAACAUUGUUUCUUGGGUUACAAUGUUGUGUGGAUUUGCGAGAAAUGGAAAGAUUUUUGAGGCUAGGAGACUCUUUGACCAAAUGCCAAGCCGAAAUGUGGUUUCUUGGAAUGCUAUGAUUUCAGCUUAUGUUCAGAACUCUCAAAUUGAUGAAGCUAAUAAGCUUUUUGAAGAGAUGCCACAGAGGGAUUCCGUGUCAUGGACUGCAAUGAUUAAUGGGUAUGUUCGUGCUGGUCAACUUGACCAUGCAAGAGAGUUACUUGAUAAAAUGCCCUACAAGAACAUUCCUGCUCAAACUGCAAUGAUAUCUGGUUAUGUGCAAUAUAAUAAAAUGGAUGAAGCUAGACAAAUCUUCAAUGAGACAGACACCCAUGACGUGGUUUGUUGGAACACCAUGAUUGCAGGAUAUACACAGUACGGGAGAAUGGAUGAAGCUAUCCUUCUAUUCAAACAAAUGGCCAAUAAGGACAUAGUUUCAUGGAAUACUAUGAUUGUUGCUUAUGCUCGAGUGGGAAAGAUGGACGAUGCUCUAAAGAUCUUUAAAGAAAUGGGGGAGAGGAAUAUAGUUUCUUGGAAUUCUUUAAUUUCUGGUUUCAUGUUAAAUGGGUUGUAUUUGGAUGCACUAAGGUUUUUUGUGUUGAUGCAGCAUGAAGGAAAGAAACCUGAUCAAUCAACUUUUGCUUGUGGACUAAGUUCAUGUGCUGUUGUUGCAGCCUUGCAAGUGGGCAGACAACUUCACCAUCUUGUUAUCAAGAGUGGGUAUGUGAAUGAUUUGUUUGUAUGCAAUGCUUUGAUUACCAUGUAUUCUAAAUGUGGAAGAAUCUCUGAUAGUGAGCUUGUGUUCAAAGGAAUUGAUCAUGCUGAUACGGUUUCCUGGAAUUCUAUGAUUAUUGGGUAUGCAUUAAAUGGAUAUGGACGAGAGGCUCUUAAACUCUUUCAGGAGAUGGCAUUAAAGGGGAUAGUCCCUGAUCAAGUCACUUUCGUUGGUCUUUUAUCUUCAUGCAGUCAUGCUGGCCUCAUUGAUCAGGGUGUAGAAUUGUUUCGAAGCAUGACUGAGAUGUAUGCAAUAGAGUCAUCCGCUGAGCACUACGCUUGCCUUGUUGACUUGCUUGGGCGGUUGGGGAGGUUAGAUGAGGCUUUUGAAAUAGUUAGGGGAAUGGAAAUCAAGGCCAAUGCUGGUGUGUGGGGUGCACUGCUUGCGGCUUGCCGGAUGCAUAGGAAUUUAGAACUUGGAAAAUUAGCUGCCCAGAAGCUUUUGGAAUUUGAACCUGAUAAGACAUCAAAUUAUGUGCUCUUAUCCAACAUGCAUGCUGAGGCAGGUAGAUGGAGUGAGGUAAAGGAAGUGAGGAUGUCCAUGAAGGAUGUUAGAAAUGGGAAGCAACCGGGCUGCAGCUGGAUUGAAUUUAGAAAUCAGGUAAGUACUUUUCUCUCUUAUGAUUUUACUUGCCUUAGAGCUGCAGAGAUUCAUGGUACUCUACAAACCUUAACUGCUCAGAUGAGACACACAGUUCACAUGUCUGAACUCUGCACUUGACAAUUAUGAUUAUGCUUUUUUUUAUCACAAAGAAAUGGGAAGGCUAACCGCAUUAGUUAUUUUACCUGUUGUAUGCUAUUGGCAUAUUGUACAUUAAGAAACAUAGGCUUCUUAGAGAAUUCAUUUGAGAGUGUAUAUAAUUAUAUGUCUUGUGCUCAUUUUGCAUUUCAACGCUGUUAUUUCUCUGGUUUUA
This is a messenger RNA of Jatropha curcas, 2536 nucleotides long. RefSeq lists its product as uncharacterized. Gene Ontology annotation, biological process: RNA modification. NCBI's taxonomy places the organism in Eukaryota, Viridiplantae, Streptophyta, Magnoliopsida, Malpighiales, Euphorbiaceae. The record is from RefSeq and is a predicted model, not a curated record. Gene Ontology annotation, molecular function: protein binding; RNA binding.